CUGUGACAUCAAGAUCGAGAUCGAGACCAAAAGAAGAAAACACGAGGCCAGCUGGGACACAUGUGCUCACCUCAAAGGGCACUGUGAGAGCCCUUCAUCGCCACCACUAAAAGGGAGAGAGAGAGGGAACGUGGAGGAGUGUUGUAUCCAGCCACCAGAAGCAUACCAGGGGAGCGUGGCAAGGGGCGUCAUGGAGUACAUCAGCCCCCAGCAGCCCGUAGCAGGAGUGAUUCUGUGUUGUGACUGUGGUGCACAGAUCCAGCCCAACCCAACCAACCGCUGCAUUGCUUGCAUACGUGCACGUAAUGACAUCUCAGAGGGCAUCCCCAAGCAACACACACUGUACUUCUGCCGAGGCUGUGAGAGAUACCUAGACCCACCAGCCACCUGGGUGCCAGCAGCCCUCGAGUCCAAAGACCUGUUGAAACUCUGCCUCAAGAAGAUGAAAGGUCUUAACAAGGUGCGACUGGUAGAUGCUGGGUUUGUGUGGACUGAGCCACACUCAAAGCGUAUCAAGGUGAAGCUGGUGGUGCAGAAAGAGAUUCAGGCUGGGGCAGUGUUGCAGCAAGACUUCAUUGUGGAGUAUGUGAUAGCAGGUCAGAUGUGUGAUGACUGUCAUCGUGUUGAAGCCAAGGAUUACUGGCGGGCUGUGGUGCAGGUACGUCAGAAAGCUGACCAUAAACGGACAUUUUACUACCUGGAGCAGUUGAUCAUGCGUCACAAUGCCCACGGGAAAGCACUGGGCAUCAAACCUGUACAUGAAGGACUUGAUUUCUACUUUUCCAAUGAACAAGGUGCACGUCAUUUGGUGGACUUCUUCAGUUCAGUUGUUCCCUGUCGCUGGACCCACUCCAAGAAGCUCAUCUCCCACGACAUCCACUCUAACUGCUAUAAUUACAAACUUACAUUUAGUGUGGACAUUGUACCAGUGUGCAAGGACAGUGUUAUCUGUCUUCCCAAGAAACUGGCACACCAGCUUGGCGGCAUUGGGCAGGUCUGUGUUGUGCAGCGCAUCACCAACAACAUCAGUGUGAUUGAUCCUUCCACAGCCCAGUUUGCUGAAAUCAGCAGCUCUGUUUAUUGGCGGAACCCUUUCGGUACCCUGUGUUCCUCCAGAAACCUGACAGAAUUUAUUGUGAUGGACACCAAUGAGGCAGAUGUCAAACACUUCACUGGACAGGGACAAAUCUCACACAAGCAUCAAGUGGCAGAAGUGUGGGUGCAGCGGAGCAGUGAACUGGGCACAGACAACAUGAUCUUCUGCAGGACGCACCUGGGUCACCUGCUCGCCCCUGGAGAUACUGUUAUGGGCUUUGAUCUUCGCAUGUCCAAUGUCAAUGAUUCCAACAUUGACAAAAUGAGUGAGGACACUGUGCCUGAUGUGGUAUUGGUGAAGAAGGUGUUUGCUGAUAAGGCCACACGUAAUGCUCGCCGUCGAUGGAAGCUGAAGCACCUCACCGUGGAUGAUGAUGCUGGCAGCCAGAACAGGGAUUAUACUGAUUUCCUUGAGGAUCUGGAGGAGGACCCACAAUAUCGCACAAAUGUCAACAUCUACCGUGAUGAGACCAAAGUGGCUGCUGUGUCAGAGGCAGCUGAUGAGGCGGUGGAAUUGCCUCAGGUCAGUCUUGAGGAGAUGCUGGAAGACUUGAUCCUUGAUGGAGGUGCAGCUGCAAAAAGUGUGGAAGAGAUGAUGGAGUGAAAACAGUAGAGAAAUCCAAUAUAUUGUUAUUUCUUUGAAAA
This is a messenger RNA of Eriocheir sinensis (Chinese mitten crab), 1740 nucleotides long. RefSeq names its product 60S ribosomal export protein NMD3-like (gene Nmd3). Gene Ontology annotation, cellular component: cytoplasm; nucleus. The coding region runs from base 191 to 1699 and encodes 502 amino acids. The transcript has 10 exons. NCBI's taxonomy places the organism in Eukaryota, Metazoa, Arthropoda, Malacostraca, Decapoda, Varunidae. The record is from RefSeq and is a predicted model, not a curated record. Gene Ontology annotation, biological process: ribosomal large subunit export from nucleus. Gene Ontology annotation, molecular function: ribosomal large subunit binding.